AUGACUCGAGAUCCGAAUCCAUUCCCUUCCUCGCAUCUCCAACCCCGCUACCUGGCAAGCCUGAUGCUUGUUCACCCGCCCAACACGACCGCUGUGUCGGCUCCGGGCAAGGUUCUUCUCACUGGCGGCUACCUGGUGCUUGACCGUGACUACUCUGGCACCGUCUUUGCCCUCGACGCUCGCAUUCACGUGCUGGUCCAGCAGCUGCAGCGUGAUCGUCGCCCCGGUUCUGGAGACCCCUUUACCUCGUCGCUCGACACCGCCAAGGAGGGGGUAGUCGAUGAGGAGGAGCCGCAGGCCGGUGCAACCCAGGCUUUUGACGGCCAGCCCGAGGAGAACAUCAUUGUGCGCUCGCCGCAGUUCCGCGACGCCGUCUGGGAAUAUGUCGUGCGGAGGUGUGAAAAUGGAGGCGGGGUCAAGGUCUCUCAGAGGAAUGAGGGACCGAGAAAUCCCUUUGUCGAGACAUCCCUAAACUACGCGCUCACAUACACUAGCUACGUGGCUGAUUCACAAGACCUUGGCUCGCUCUCCGUCACCAUCUUGGCCGACAACGACUAUUACUCAGACACCAACUCAGGGAAUGAUUCCGCUGCCCGCAACCGUGGUGGGUUCCGGGACUUUGGAGUCACCCUGCAAGACGCUCACAAGACAGGCUUGGGCUCAUCAGCCGCGCUGGUCACCGCUCUCGUAUCUGCUCUCGUUACCCAUCGCACAAUGCACCCGGACGAUCUGGUAGUGGCUCGCGAGAAGCUGCACAAUCUAGCACAGGCCGCACACUGCGCUGCUCAAGGCAAAGUGGGUUCUGGGUUCGACAUUGGAGCCGCAGUCUUUGGCUCGUGUUUCUACCGUCGCUUUUCCCCGUCGAUCCUCGAGAGGCUCGGCGAAGUCGGCUCGCCCAGUUUUGAGGAAAGGCUCUUCUCGACAGUGGAGGACUUGGAUCCUGCACAGCCCUGGGAUACCGAAUUUGCCGACGUGGGCAUGAAACUGCCGCCUGGCGUGCAGCUGAUCCUGUGCGAUGUCGACUGCGGAUCGCAGACCCCGUCGAUGGUGAGAAAAGUGCUCGAGUGGCGCAAACAAAAUAGAGAAGAGGCCGAUCAGCUGUGGGACGACCUGCAAGCAAACAACGAAAAACUUCGCACCGAGCUUCGCCGUUUCAGUCACACCCGGAUGAGCUCAGAGUUUGAGUCGGCUGCGAUUGUCGAGCUCCACAAGACGGUGAGAGGGUUGAUGCAACAGUCACGAAACUAUCUACAACAAAUGACAGCCAAGUCCGAAGUUCCGAUUGAGCCUCGUGUCCAAACAGAAUUGCUCGAUGCUGUCUCGCAGGUGGAAGGCGUCAUCGGGGGUGUUGUACCCGGUGCUGGAGGCUACGAUGCGGUGGCCCUGUUGAUCAAGGACGACAUCGAUGUCGUCAUACGACUAAGGAUGCUCUUUGAAAAAUAUCAGAGCAAGGUUGAGGACGACUUUGGGGGCAAGAUCGAGAGGGUGCGCAUGUUGGGCGUGAGACAUGGGUCGGAAGGCGUGCGCAACGAAUACCAGAACGCGAGACGGUAUGCGACAUGGGUGUAG
Talaromyces rugulosus is the source of this 1569-nucleotide messenger RNA. RefSeq lists its product as uncharacterized. Gene Ontology annotation, cellular component: peroxisome. Gene Ontology annotation, biological process: isopentenyl diphosphate biosynthetic process, mevalonate pathway; ergosterol biosynthetic process. Bases 1 to 1569 code for a protein of 522 amino acids. Lineage: Eukaryota; Fungi; Ascomycota; Eurotiomycetes; Eurotiales; Trichocomaceae. The transcript is spliced from 3 exons. The record is from RefSeq and is a predicted model, not a curated record. Gene Ontology annotation, molecular function: ATP binding; phosphomevalonate kinase activity.